UGACCGAACAGAAGCCGAACAAGAGUUUUGGACUCCAAGUACCAACCGAAAGCCAAAAGACAAUGCUGAGAUUUGGACCACAACUAAUGCUGCUGGCGAUGGCCUGUUUUGCUCUGCAGAUGGCCCACGGAUGGCUAUUGAAGCUGCCCAAGCUGGAGGCGAAACUAGAAGCCAAGGAGGCCAAGGAUGAAGCAAUGCUGGAUUGGUUCGAGGGCAAGAAGCAGACGGAGCUGCUCAAGAAGCUGGAUUUCCUCAAUUUGUUCACCGAAAAGGAGGAGGCCAAGCUGGAGAAGAAGGAGAACGAGUGGGAGAAGUUCAAGCAGUGGUGGGACGAAAAGAAAGAAAAGGAGCUGGCCUUUUUCGAGGCCAAGAAGGAGAAGGAGCUGGCCUUCUUCGAGGGCAAGUUGUCCAAGAAGUCGGGCAAAAAGAGCAAGUCCAAGAAGACCACAGUGAAGCCUUGCUAUGGCUACCAGGACCAGGAACGGGACACUGCUAAAUACUACUCAGCAGAGGCAACCGAGGCGGAAUACGAGGAGUCCGAGGAAGUCACUGAAAGACCCAGCCGAAAGACCUACGAACGCAAGAGCUACGACAGACCAACCUAUUCGCUGCCCACAAUUUACGAUGUGAGGGACGAUUCGUCGGAGGGCACUCGCUACUUUACCUGAACGAGAACCCAGCUAAUUGGCUCGGAUGGAUGGACGUAUAUUUAUUUAUUGCAUUUUCUCUGCCUGUCACAUCGACGUGUCCGUCUGUCGCUCUGUCUUGCUUUUUAACAUAAUUACAUUUUUUAAUAAAUAUAAUUAAAAUUCA
Messenger RNA from Drosophila simulans, 813 nucleotides. RefSeq lists its product as uncharacterized. The transcript is spliced from 2 exons. The record is from RefSeq and is a predicted model, not a curated record. Lineage: Eukaryota; Metazoa; Arthropoda; Insecta; Diptera; Drosophilidae. Bases 63 to 668 code for a protein of 201 amino acids.